Molecule: messenger RNA, 753 nt
Organism: Phragmites australis (common reed)
Lineage: Eukaryota; Viridiplantae; Streptophyta; Magnoliopsida; Poales; Poaceae
Exons: 1
Coding region: 179-571 (130 amino acids)
Source: RefSeq, a predicted model, not a curated record
UACCGCUCCUCCCACGUGACACUCUCACUCGCCGCUAUUCAUUCACACACUCCCACCCCUACCAUCCCUGCCGCUCCAAAAACUUCCUCUCCCAUCACCGCCCCACGAGAGAGAGAGAGAGAGCUCACAGCGCUCGAGCAAGGAGUGGUGCGACCUGCUGCUGGGCGUCACAUCGGCAAUGGCGGGCGCGGCGGACGAGUACUACUACGGUGGCCCGGGCCCGCGGGGUGCCCCGCACGGGCUGCUGCUGGCGGUGGUGGUGGGGCUGGUGGUGGCGGGCCCGCUGUUCCUGGGCGACGGCGGCGAGGCGCUGACGGAGGCCGUGGCGGAGCUUCUCAGCCCCGUGGGCCUGCUGCUCCUCCCCGUGUGCCUGCUCCUCCUCAUCCGCCUCCUCUCCUCCGACCGCGGCGCGGCCGCGCUCGCAGACGUCUUCGCCUUCGGCGGGUCCCCCGACGCCGUCCACCGCGUGGGGGGCUCCCCCGUCGGCGUCGCGCUCAUGCUCUUCCUCAUCCUCGCCCUGCUUUACUACCGGUCGGCGCUCUUCGGCGGCGACGGCGGCGACGACGAGUAGCAGCGUUAGCAGCAGAGAUCGGUUCGAUCGAUCUCCGGCCGGCUGCCUUUACCGCUUUCGCUGGGGCUGCGUCGUGGUGUUGUUUUUGUAAUGUGAGGUUUGCUAGGGGCUUGGGUGUUAAAGUGCAUGUGUAAAUCGGAGCAAAUUACUACUAGUAAUAUGAUGUUUGUUUCGUCGGUUUG